Molecule: messenger RNA, 2220 nt
Organism: Puccinia graminis f. sp. tritici CRL 75-36-700-3
Lineage: Eukaryota; Fungi; Basidiomycota; Pucciniomycetes; Pucciniales; Pucciniaceae
Exons: 8
Coding region: 266-1819 (517 amino acids)
Source: RefSeq, a predicted model, not a curated record
AUCACUCAUCUCAUUCAUCCUAUUCGAACACUGGUCACUCACUAACCCAGCCCAGAUACCAGUCGACCAAUCAUUCAAAUCACUGCUCAGGAACUUCAGAUCAAACCAACAAACCCACCCACUCACCAGCCAGGAAACAUUCCUACUCAGACUAGAACGAACAGCCACCCCUUCAAAGAACAACUUGGUCGACAGACUAGCUCGAGCUCACAAUGUCACCAUCAGCCUCUCCCUCCAACAGGAGCAGUUGACCGUCUUUGGUCAGAUGAAAGACCGGCUCAAGUUUUGGACUGACUUCGAGAGAACCAGGAGGACCAUCCACAAGCAACUCGUCCAUCUCCCUCCUCAAAAAGAACUCAGUAGCAUCACACUCAAUCAUCUGGGUGAACUCGCUAACUGCUACCUGGAACAAACAGAAGAACAUGCCCAAAAAAACACCCUGCUUGCCUGCGCCUUCGAUCCAAAUAACCUAGCCAAAAGAGUCUCAGAUGUUGUCCAAAGAUUUAGGAUCCUAUCCACCGAAUACGACCAUACACCAUUGCUGAUCGACAUCCCAGCAACAAGCAACAGUCCACUAGGCUUUCUGCCGUUCUCGUAUCCGUUCGAAUUGGAAUGGCCUCAUCACCUGGCCUUCGAUCACAAGUGCUUCAGCAGAUUCACAUCCGCUUCCGGCCCUUCUACCACCACCAUCACCACCAGUAGCAGUAUUCAGUCUCAGGGAUCUCGUGGUUCUGAUUUGCUUGAUCAAAUCGACUUGGAUCACUUGCUGUCAUCAAGUUUACCAAUCCUUACCAGACGUUCAUCAUCUUCAGAUCUGAUCAGUUUACAAGACUGGAUCAACCAGAGUCUUUCGAUCUCUGAUUCGACUGAAAAAGGCACCAUAGAAUGUAAAAUCUAUCAAGGUCAUUAUCUCAAAGCCAAGGAUUCAUCCAGUCCUUUGCUCGAUCAGUCCUUGCUCAUCCCUUCCCCUCCUCCGCCUCCUCUUGGUCAGCAUCUUGAUGAACAACAUGGCCUCAUUCAUCACCUCCGAUCUUUCUGGACUUCAAACUUUAUUUCCCCCUCACGCAAGACACCUCAAUUCAUCUUCCUCAAAUCUUCACGACAUCCGAUCAAAUCAAGAAUCCUUUCCAAGAAACAACAACAACAACAGCAUCAAGCUAUCGAAAAUGAGACAGAAGAAAAAGAAAGAGAAAUAGAGGAGGAAAGACAAACUGAAGUUUAUGUAUCUUUUGAUCCAACAAAACACCAACAACAAGCUACCGAUCCGGUGAGAAAGGAAGAAGAUCCAGAGUCGACGUUGACGACUUAUGAAGUCAUUCGAAAGAGACCCAAUAAGGAUUGUCUACUUGAUCUUGAUCAAGAUCAAGAGAAUCAAGAGGAGGAAGAGGAGGUCGUGGACAAAGUGGUCAAGCGACGGAUGAUUAUUCUUCGACCACAUCAAUCGACGGAUCUGAUGGUCGAGGUCGAGGAACGAAUCCGACUGGAUGUCGAGCCGGGUCAUUUCCGAGCCGAGAAGAUCCUCGAGCCCGAGGAGCGCGACACAGAGCAGACGAGUGAUCAACGCACGCCUUCUUGCAGCUCGCAUGAAGAAGCCUAUCUGCUCCUCCGUCGCUCCGGCUCUCGGCUUCUUUCUUCUCCUGUCCAUCAGGAUCUCCACGAAGACUGCGUCGAGCUUCCCCAGGAAAACCUCGUCCAGUCGAGCCCUCGUCUCGUCUCGGUCAUUCACUCCUCCGUCGAUACACUCGUUCCUCGCGAUCGUAUUCUUGGACAGCUUGUUUCUCAUCAUCAUCAUCACAUUAAAUUCUCUCCUUCUUCUUGAUCAGUUCCUUCCUCCCCGAUUGGCAAAAUGAGUGUUUCUUGAUGAUCCGUUAAUAUUAGAUAGCAGUACAUACUACUCCUGUUUCUCUUGUCUCUUAUAUUCAACUAUACAUACCAAGAAAAAGUAACUUGCACUCCCUUAACAAAUCAAUCAGUGUUGUUUCUUAUAUUUCGUGUGCCGGGGGGGGGGGAUGCACCAAAUGAUUGCUUUGAGAUCAAGAUCCAUCCCAUUCUGGAUGACUCGACUACAUUAUUAUGAGUUAUAAUAGUGACACCAUGUGAUGCAAUUAUACUGUGUUCUCCUCAUACUCUCUCAGUUUUCUAAAGCAUCUGUAGAAUAACUUGGUCGCGUAGUCGUUUAUAUUUGGACCAUUUUUUUUUUUGGUCAAGCUUUGAUUUUUU